Molecule: messenger RNA, 1497 nt
Organism: Penicillium atrosanguineum
Lineage: Eukaryota; Fungi; Ascomycota; Eurotiomycetes; Eurotiales; Aspergillaceae
Gene: gatA
Product: 4-aminobutyrate transaminase gatA
Exons: 1
Coding region: 1-1497 (498 amino acids)
Biological process (GO): GABA catabolic process
Cellular component (GO): mitochondrion
Molecular function (GO): pyridoxal phosphate binding
Source: RefSeq, a predicted model, not a curated record
AUGGCCUCCGUUCUUCGCAGCAGCACCAAGCUGCGUACUGCCGCUCGCGCCCCGGCUGUUCGUGCUCUCUCGACCACCGCCCGCUUGCGUGCGGCUGAGAAGCCCUUCUUCCCCAAUGAGCCUUCCGCUCCCUCCGUCCAGACCGCUAUCCCCGGCCCCAAGAACAAGGCGGCUGCCGCGGAGCUUGACGAGGUCUUCGAUGUUCGCAGCUUGAACAUGCUCGCCGACUAUUCCCAGUCCGUCGGUAACUACAUUGCCGAUCUCGAUGGCAACAAGCUUUUGGAUGUGUAUGCUCAGAUCGCCUCUAUCCCCGUCGGCUACAACAACCCCCACCUGAAGGAGGCUACCCAGACUCCUGAGAUGAUCAAUGCCUUGAUCAACCGUCCUGCUCUGGGUAACUUCCCCUCCGCUGACUGGGCUGAGAUCCUGAAAACCGGUGUCUUGAGGGCCGCCCCCAAGGGCCUCAACCAGGUCUUCACUGCCAUGGCCGGCUCCGAUGCCAACGAGACUGCCUACAAGGCCGCUUUCAUGUACUACCGCCAGCUCCAGCGUGGUGGCCCCGAGGUCGAGUUCACCGAGGAGGAACUGCUGUCCACCAUGAACAACGAGAGCCCCGGUUCUCCCCAGCUCUCUAUCCUCUCCUUCAAGUCUGCCUUCCACGGCCGUCUCUUCGGCUCUCUGUCCACCACCCGCUCCAAGGCUAUCCACAAGCUUGAUAUCCCCGCCUUCGAUUGGCCCCAGGCCUCCUUCCCCGCCCUCAAGUACCCCCUUGAGGACCACGUCCAGGAGAACACUGCCGAGGAGAAGCGCUGCCUUGAGGAGGUCGAGCGCCUCAUCAAGGAGUACCACAACCCCGUCGCCGCCGUCAUGGUUGAGCCUAUCCAGUCUGAGGGUGGUGAUAACCACGCCUCCCCCGCCUUCUUCCAGGGCCUGCGUGACAUCACCAAGCGCACCAACGUCCUCUUCAUUGUCGAUGAGGUGCAGACCGGUGUUGGUGCCACCGGAAAGUUCUGGGCUCACGACCACUGGAAUCUCACCACUCCCCCCGACAUGGUCACCUUCUCCAAGAAGGCCCAGACUGCCGGUUACUACUUUGGCAACCCUGCCCUGCGCCCCAACAAGCCCUACCGCCAGUUCAACACCUGGAUGGGUGACCCCGCCCGCACUCUGAUCUACCGCGGCAUCAUUGAGGAGGUUGAGCGUCUCGGUCUCGUUGAGAACACUCGUAUCACCGGUGACUAUCUGUACUCCGGCCUCGAGCGCCUCGCUGCCAAGUACCCCGCCCACUUCCAGAACCUGCGUGGUAAGGGCCAGGGUACCUUCAUUGCCUGGGACACCCCCAAGCGUGACGAGUUCCUCGCCAAGGCCAAGACCGUCGGUGUCAACAUCGGUGGCAGCGGUGCUGCUGCCAUCCGCUUGCGCCCUAUGCUGGUCUUCCAGAAGCACCACGCUGAUAUCCUUCUGGAGAGCAUUGAGAAGAUCAUCAAGCUGCUCUAA